This is a messenger RNA of Ochotona princeps (American pika), 317 nucleotides long. Its product is annotated as mitochondrial thiamine pyrophosphate carrier-like. Gene Ontology annotation, cellular component: mitochondrial inner membrane. Gene Ontology annotation, biological process: thiamine pyrophosphate transmembrane transport. The record is from RefSeq and is a predicted model, not a curated record. Gene Ontology annotation, molecular function: thiamine transmembrane transporter activity. Bases 23 to 289 code for a protein of 88 amino acids. Lineage: Eukaryota; Metazoa; Chordata; Mammalia; Lagomorpha; Ochotonidae. The transcript has a single exon.
CUUGAGAGACGCCGUGGUUACCAUGCACAGGACAAAAGGCCCCUUGGCCUUCUACAAAGGCUUGACACCUACGCUGAUUGCCAUCUUCCCCUAUGCCGGCUUCCAGUUCUCCUGCUACAGUGCCGUGAAGUCGGCCUCUGAGUGGGUCACGCCAGCCAGUGGCAAGCAGAACGAGAACCUUAGAAACCUGCUCUGUGGCUGCGGAGCUGGCGUCAUCAGCAAGACCCUGACCUACCCUCUGGACCUCUUCAAGAAGCGCCUGCAGGUAGGAGGCUUCGUGAGGGCCUGAGCCAGCUUCGGCCAGGUGCGGUGCUACA